CAAACCCUCCACGCCGCCGACCUCCCCCACUUUCUUCCCCUAUCUUUCUUCUUCGUUACUCUCUCCUCAUUCUCCUCUCUCUGUUUUCUCUUUCUUCUUCCUUUUCUAAGUUGCCGCGCCGCCUUUCUUUUCGAUAUCCGCCGGGCGCUAGAAUAUCCGACUUACUUGUCCAUAAUUUUUCAGUGGCGAAAUAAAUAAAUAAAACGAAAAUUGAUUUGUGGUAGUACAGUACGACCUAGCAGUAGAGUAGGGUUUGUAAGUUGGGUUUUGAAUAGAGAAUCGCUCUUCCGACGGAAUUCAGGCAUUGCGGCGACGAUCGCUCUUUGUUUAAGCUGUAAACAACAAUUUUCGCUCAUUCUUCUGCUGUGGUGCACAUCCCCGUCGUUCAAAGUACCAAAGAAGAUAUAUACCGCCGAGGCAUCAAGUAACUUGGCAAUGAAGAUUUUGGAACGUAGUGCUGGUUCUCUUACUAAUUUUGAAGUGCUCGAUCUUUUGAGAUCGAGAGGGGCUGGGAAAGAUCCCUCACGUGUUCUUGCUUCAGUGUCGGCGUCUGAGUUUAAGGUUUUCGAUUAUUUGGAGCAAACUGCUGCUUGCAAUCAGACAAGGGAUAUAAUCAACAAGUAUGUUCAAGAGUGUAAAAAAUUUGAUCUUGCAAAGGCUGAAAUUCUUAAUGCUGUCAACCUAAGGCCGUCAUCUCAACUCGAGGCGUUCAUGAUCAUAGAAUGUUGCGAUUCUCGGUUAAGUGAAGAUCAGAUAGAUGAUUUUGUAGAGACCACCACACAGAUUUUGCCUCAACAUACAUCACAACCUGAGUCGAGUGAUGGUAAAGAAGAAUCUGCCGAGGCUCAGCAACAAGACGAAACCACAGACACUUAGCUACAUUUAGACAGAGUUUUGGAAGUUAUUUUGGUUCAACCGGUAAUGUUUGCUCAUGUCGUUUCAUAUCUUAUAUUCUUUCGACCCACUUUCAAUAUAUUCGUUUACUUUUUACAUGUAUAUUUUAAAAUAUUACUAGUAUUUUAUAGAUAAUAAAAUAACAGACUUUUUU
Messenger RNA from Andrographis paniculata, 1048 nucleotides. RefSeq lists its product as uncharacterized. NCBI's taxonomy places the organism in Eukaryota, Viridiplantae, Streptophyta, Magnoliopsida, Lamiales, Acanthaceae. The transcript has 6 exons. Gene Ontology annotation, biological process: transcription initiation at RNA polymerase III promoter. Gene Ontology annotation, cellular component: RNA polymerase III complex. The record is from RefSeq and is a predicted model, not a curated record. Gene Ontology annotation, molecular function: nucleotide binding. Bases 436 to 876 code for a protein of 146 amino acids.